This is a messenger RNA of Belonocnema kinseyi, 1170 nucleotides long. RefSeq lists its product as uncharacterized. The transcript is spliced from 6 exons. Gene Ontology annotation, cellular component: plasma membrane. Gene Ontology annotation, molecular function: odorant binding; olfactory receptor activity. The coding region runs from base 28 to 1110 and encodes 360 amino acids. NCBI's taxonomy places the organism in Eukaryota, Metazoa, Arthropoda, Insecta, Hymenoptera, Cynipidae. The record is from RefSeq and is a predicted model, not a curated record. Gene Ontology annotation, biological process: detection of chemical stimulus involved in sensory perception of smell; sensory perception of smell.
UUCAAAGUCACACCACAAAGUCUCUUAAUGAUUACCAAAAUUUGUACAAAUAUAAAUCUCUGUUGGCCACCGGAAUCUGAUCUUACACCUUUCAAAUUAAUCGUUUUAGACUGUCUCACUUUUAUUUGUUUAAUAUCAACCCUUUUAUUGCUUUUUCCUUUGUGGUACUCUGUCUACAAAGAUUGGGAUGAUCCACUUAUUAUGUCGAAGUCACUUAGUGUUUCCUGUGGAGUGGCUCUCGCUUCAGCGAAAAUUGUAAUAUGCAGGAUUCAUCGUCAUCGACUACAGCUUUUGCUCCGUGAAAUGAUGAACUUUUUGCGAAAACCCAAUGAACAAGAAAGAAAUUUGAUGCAGCACUAUGUAGACAAACAUGCAACGCUACAUAUAUUGAUGUCAUUUUGCUGUCACAUGGCUGCAAUAUUAGUCAUUAUUGGUCCAUUCAUAUUAUCGAUACCUCUGCCAACAGAUGCAAAAUAUUUUUUUUCACUAGAUUCAAAAGUAGCCAGAUUAAUAGUUUUUGUGCACCAAAGUUUGGUGGGUUUUCAAGUUUCAUCUGGAAUGGCCCUUGAUUGUUUACCCGCCAGUCUUCUUUGGUUCAGCGUUGUGAGAUUCAAACUUUUGGCCAAUGAUUUUCGAAAUAUUCGCAGCAAAAUUGAUUUCGAAAGGUGCAUUCACAACCAUCAACAUUUAUUGAGCUAUGGACAUGAAGUGAGUCUAGCAUUUCGUUUCCUGAUCUUCACAACUGUAGGUACACUGACUAUUGCAGUCGUGUUUGCCGGGAUUCAUGUAUUUUCUUCAGAGCCAAUGGUUAGCAAAGCACAAUACAUCGCUAUCGCAUGGAGUGGCGGUGCACUGCUAUUCUUAACAGCUUGGCCAGCUGAAGUUCUUAUUGAAUCGUGUAAUGAAAUUGGAGACUCAAUACUUUACUCCUCAUGGAUUGGCUCAUCACCGAAAUUAUUAAAAUUUGGUGUCAAUAUUAUUCAAAUAUCUCAAAAGCCAAUUAUUAUUCACGUUCCUGGAUUUCUUCCCAUCUUAUCUUUACGGUACUAUAGUGAAUUUUUAUCUAAAGUGUUUUCGUACUUCGCAACUGUAAGAAUGUUAGUGAAAUAAAUCUGGAAAAUGAAGGAAUUACGGUUGAAUGCAAUGUGACGAAUCAUACCAAGAAGUUUA